Messenger RNA from Fusarium sp. VM40, 1530 nucleotides. The record is from the annotation of a GenBank genome assembly. Lineage: Eukaryota; Fungi; Ascomycota; Sordariomycetes; Hypocreales; Nectriaceae.
AUGCAUUCGCCAAAUCUCCAGGAUGCCCAACUAGAGGCAGCCAAUGGAGAAGGCACUGGCAUCAACAUGGCUGAAGACCUCGAGAAGCCUUCUUCUGCUAGUACCAUAGUCGAUGAACCGCCUCUAGAUCAUAACGUCGUUGACUGGGACGGCCCUGAUGACCCUGAACACCCUCUCAAUUGGUCCAAGGGUCAGAAGAAUCUGCACUUGGUCAUCGUUAGUCUCUUCGCUCUCACAGCAAAUCUCGCCGCAACCAUGUUCGCCCCCGGAGCAGCCGAACUGGCCCUAGAAUUCAACAUCACCGACAGUACUGUCAAGGCCAUGACCGUCAGCUUAUACGUCCUCGGCUUCGCAUUCGGGCCCCUUCUUCUUGCGCCUCUUUCCGAACUCUACGGUCGUCUCGUUAUCUAUUACUACUGUAACUUGGUCUACAUUGCUUUCACUUUCGGCUGCGCCUUUAGCACAAAUACCGCUAUGUUUCUUGCCUUUCGAAUGAUCUGCGGCUGUGCUGCCUCGGGGCCCAUGUCUGUUGGCGGCGGGACCAUAGCAGACUUGUUUCCUCAGAAGGAACGGGGUAAGGCCAUGGCACUUUUCACUGUAGGGCCAUUAUUGGGUCCUGUAAUUGGCCCUAUUAUUGGCGGAUUUGUUUCCGAGGACGUGGGCUGGCGAUGGACAUUUCGCAUACUUUUAAUUCUUUCUGGAAUAGUCGGUAUCGCCACAGUUGUCUUUAUGCGAGAGACGAACUCUACUAUCCUUUUACAAAGGAGAGUACAGCGUUUGCGUAAAGAGACCGGAAACGACGAGCUUAUCCCCAAAACGAUUAGAAAUGAUACACCGCGACAGAUGAUCACUCGCGCCAUUGUGCGACCAGUCAAAUUACUUAUCAUGUCUCCAAUUGUCCUACUGGUGUCACUCUACACCGGCAUUAUCUUCGGCCUGGUCUUCCUACUCUUCACGACAUUUCCUUCUGUCUUCGAAGACACGUAUGGCUUUUCGCCAGGUGUCGCCGGGCUAGCCUAUCUGGGACUGGGAAUAGGCAUAGCCCUGGGAUUGUUCACGUUUUCUAUUCUCAGCGACAAGCUCCUGGGGAUGAAACACGGCGACGGUCUCCAGCCUGCAGCGCCCAGGCCCGAGGACCGUCUUAUUUUGAUGAAAUGGCUAGGUCCCAUCACUCCGCUGGGCCUUUUCAUAUAUGGCUGGGCAGCUGAAUAUAGUGUUCACUGGAUCGUGCCCAUCAUAGGCACAUUUGUUGUUGGCUUCGGUUCCCUGUUUGUGGUGAUACCUGGACAAAUCUACCUCGUAGACUCCUUCGGUGCUGAAGCAGCAGCGUCAGCCAUGGCAGCCAACUUGCUCAUUCGAUCUCCCUUUGGUGCUUUUCUGGACCUUGCUGCAUUUCCGCUUUAUUCGAAGCUCGGAUUGGGCUGGGGAAACAGCGUGUUAGGCUUUAUCUGCCUUGCCUUUACUCCUGUGCCGUGGUUCUUUUAUACAUAUGGAGAGAGAAUGCGCACUCGUUUUCAGGUCAACCUGUGA